This is a messenger RNA of Seriola dumerili (greater amberjack), 2032 nucleotides long. Its product is annotated as acyl-coenzyme A thioesterase 1-like. NCBI's taxonomy places the organism in Eukaryota, Metazoa, Chordata, Actinopteri, Carangiformes, Carangidae. The transcript is spliced from 11 exons. The record is from RefSeq and is a predicted model, not a curated record. Bases 264 to 1550 code for a protein of 428 amino acids. Gene Ontology annotation, molecular function: fatty acyl-CoA hydrolase activity. Gene Ontology annotation, biological process: fatty acid metabolic process; acyl-CoA metabolic process.
GUCCACAGGGAAACAAACCGCCGAGGUUUCAGAUGGCACUGAGACCCGUACUGAAGUUUCUCUGAGCUGACUUUUACGAAGCGACUCGGUCUUAAUGUAUGUUCAGACUUUUUAAAUAAGUUUUUAGUAGUUUUUUUUUACUUGCUCGAAAGCUAAAAGCUUAAAACGCGUAUUGUUCCAUGUGGGCCGUGAACGCAGCGCGACCUCAGGCAACUUGACGUCGUAUCUGCUCAUUUGAGGACCGACUGUGGAAAUCAUCAACCAUGUCCCAGACUGUCCCUCCAAUUCUCUCCGUUCACCCCACCCGGGCUCUGGUGGAUGAGACGUUCAAGGUGCUGGUGGAGAAUCUACCUCCAGCAUCUCCAGUAACAAUCCGCUCCCUGCACCACUCUGAGGACCAGGACUACUGGGAGGCCUACGGGCACUACAUCAGUGAUCACAGAGGAACAGUGUCUGUUUCAGAGGAUUUGAGUUUCGGGGGCACGUACACAGGAAAAGAGCCCAUGGGUUUGCUGUGGAGCAUGCGUCCCGUCCCAGGCAGCCGCAGAGGCCUCAGGUUAAGAAAGAUGAACGUCUGCACGCCCAUGCUCGUCGACAUCUCGGUCUACAGCGGACACGAGGGCUUCGGGGAUCGGGCUCCUCUGGCCUUGGCGCUCACAGAGAGAUGGUACAUGGCUCCGGGGGUCAAGAGGAUUGAAAUCAGAGAGAAGGGAGUGCGCGGGACCCUGUUUAUACCUCCAGGUCCAGGACCCUUCCCCGGCCUGUUGGACAUGUGGGGAGGGGGUGGGGGUCUGCUGGAGUAUCGCUCUGCCUUGCUGGCGUCUCGGAGUUACGCCGCUCUGGCGCUGGAGUAUUUCUCUGCUGGUGAGCUGGUGUCGGCAGAGCUACAGUUAAAAUACUUUGAGACGGCGUUUAACAUCCUCAGGGAUCAUCCUCAAGUGAUGCCAGAUAGAGUUGGACUUUUUGGUCUUUCCUUGGGCUCGCUGGUGUCCCUGUACUUGGCGACUGCGAGCACUGCUAUCAAACCUCGUUGUUGUGUUUGCAUCAGUGGCAACCACUCGUACCCACGUGGGAAGCCCCUCAGUGGAAUCUACGAGGAGCUGAGCAGGAAUUCUCACAAGGUGCGUGUGGAUGAGAACAACCAUGUGAUAUGGCGAGAUAUGGGUCUGGCAAUUAUGAGUAACCCCUUAAAUAACAUGGACAUGGGGAAAAUAAACUGUCCAUUGUUGCUGGUCAACGGUCUUGAUGAUCAGAACUGGCCUGCGGUGGAGUCGGCUGAGGACAUUGCUCAGCUGAUGCGUGCCGCAGGUAAGGAACACCUGCUGACCAGACUGACGUACCCUGAUGCUGGACACCUGAUCGAGCCGCCCUUCUCACCUCACUUCAGAGCGACUAACUUUAUAGAAAGUGUCCGAAAACAAAAAGUGGUAAUGCUUUGGGGAGGACAAACCAAACCUCACUCGGACGCUCAGGAAGACUCCUGGAGGCAGAUUCAGAGUUUUCUGCAGCUGCACAUGUACAACAGCCCGACUCCCAGGGCCAAGUUGUGAAUGACUUCAUGAGCACAGACUGCUGGGACACGCAGCGCUGUGUGACGAGGUCAUGACAAACUACCUCAACCUCACUACACAGUAUACAUACUGUGUAAACAUAUAUGCCUGUUUUGACAGUGUGCAUUUGUUCUGAUGACUAGAAUUCACUAAACAAAUCAUGUCUUUGUUAUUGUCAAAUUGUGCCUCUAUAUAUGUUAAUGUAAGUUGUUGAUGUCUAGAGAACAUAUCAGAAUAUAUUGGAUGUUAACACCUCUUGUUAAGCUCUUUUUCUGGUUAUAACAAGAUAUUUAAUAGAAGAAAAAUACUUUGACAUGUUAUUUUUAUUACUAGAUAACAAAUUAUUAUUUUUUAAUUACAAGGUGUUCAUGUUGUGAUUAUUCUCUCGUGGAUAAUAAGGAAAAAUAUUUUGUAAAAGUAAGAAGUUUCAUGAAAGAAACACAUUAAGUUUUUGUCACGGUGGCAACAAUAAAUUUGUUUUC